Molecule: messenger RNA, 1448 nt
Organism: Carassius gibelio (silver crucian carp)
Lineage: Eukaryota; Metazoa; Chordata; Actinopteri; Cypriniformes; Cyprinidae
Product: glucose-induced degradation protein 8-A homolog
Exons: 5
Coding region: 127-816 (229 amino acids)
Biological process (GO): positive regulation of canonical Wnt signaling pathway; proteasome-mediated ubiquitin-dependent protein catabolic process
Cellular component (GO): cytoplasm; nucleus
Molecular function (GO): protein binding
Source: RefSeq, a predicted model, not a curated record
CCACAGCAACCGUGACGUCAGUAUUCUGACCAAUCACUGACGUCCCCUCAAGUCUCAUUAAGAGCUCUCGUCUGUUAUCGCGUGAUCUUCGGUGAGGCCCACCAACACAAACGUAAACAUACAUCCAUGAUGAGUUAUUCAGAAAAGCCUGUGGAUAUUACCAAGGAGGAAUGGAUGGAUAAACUGAAUAAUGUGCACUUUCAGAGGGCAGAUAUGAACAGGCUUAUAAUGAACUAUCUAGUAACAGAGGGAUUUAAAGAAGCUGCAGAGAAGUUUCGUAUGGAAUCUGGAAUUGAGCCGAACGUGGAUCUGGACUCUCUGGAUGAGAGGAUAAAGAUCAGGGAAAUGGUUCUUAAAGGUCAGAUCCAGGAAGCCAUUGCUCUCAUUAACAGCCUCCACCCAGACCUCCUCGACUCCAAUCGAUACCUAUACUUUCACCUUCAGCAGCAGCAUCUGAUUGAGCUCAUCCGUCUGCGGGAGACUGAGGCAGCGCUGGAGUUUGCACAGUCACAGCUGGCUGAACAGGGAGAGGAGAGCAGAGAAUGUCUUACUGAGAUGGAGCGAACCCUGGCACUGCUCGCCUUUGACAACCCUGAAGAAUCGCCAUUUGGAGACCUGCUCAACAUGAUGCAGAGGCAGAAGGUGUGGAGCGAGGUGAACCAGGCUGUUCUAGACUAUGAGAACAGGGAAUCUACCCCAAAAAUAGCAAAGGUGCUGAAGCUUUUACUGUGGGCUCAAAACGAACUGGACCAGAAAAAAGUGAAAUACUCCAGAAUGACAGACCUCAGCAAAGGCACCAUUGAGGACCCCAAGUAGAGACUGUAAUCCACAUGAACACAUUUUAAUUUUUGUCUUAUUUAUGAACAGUCAGUGACUGGAUAGCAAAUAUAAAUCUAUAUAUGAUGUUUUUUCUUGAUGCCUCUAUGAAAAAAAAGGUAAAUUGAUCAACAGUAUAUAAGUUUAUUUCAAAACUAUACUGAUUGAAAACCCUUAAACCUAAAUUUUUACUUUAAUCUACCAUUUACUAUGCUGGUAGCCUAUUUUCUGAAGAACAUUAAAUAUUACUAUGGUACUGUUUUUGCUCAUUUUCAGUCUGUUAUAUCAUGUGUUUUGUGAUUUUAUUUUAUUUGAAACUUGAAUAUUCCAACUUCUUCACUGGUUUCACAUACAGUAGUAUGUCCUUAUGCUUGUAUUAAGUUGUUUUUAGGGAAAUAUCAGCUCCUGGAUGGGAAGAAAAAGACUGAUGGAUUAUAACUACCUUUAUCAUUAUGAGAAGCUACAGAUGCUGAUAAUGUGGAUUAAACAAUGUUUAGCCCUUUCUUAUAAGAGCUAUUUUAAUUACAAAACCUAUAUUGUCAUUACAGACCUAAGGCUUUGUUUAGGAUUUUUGUCUAAUUUUUUGCUUACAUUUUGUAUUGCUUGUUUGGGAUAAAGUUGAUUUCACAGUA